AUGAUGUUUCUGGAGCUGCCGAAUGUGCAUAUAAAGAACAGAGGUCAGAACAAAAGCAAUCUUAUAAAAAAUGGUGUCUUAGGCGUGCCGGGUGGGUUGCUGUCGUAUGCUUAUACUGAUGCACAUUGCCUGCAUGUUUGGAUAAGGGUGAGCAAUCAGUGGAUACUUGCACGGAAGAUCACUUCAUGGUACCUUAUGAUUAACACUGCAAUUGCUUAUAGGAGUUUGGAGUGUUUCAGAGUUCAUAUUGGACCAAAUGAGCAUUCCUUGCUCUUUAAACCCGCAGGUUUUGACAAAUUUGAUCCAAGGUUGGUAUUUUUCAAGCUGCCUGGAUGCAUAAUUUCGUAUAACUUUCAGGAUGGGAAGAUUGAAACCCUUCAAUAUCACUCACCGGAACAGAAGGCUGAGGCCGUCUUACCUUGCGUUCUUCCACAAUUGCCUUUUACUGUGUGGAGUUUCAGGGCAUGA
Molecule: messenger RNA, 468 nt
Organism: Ilex paraguariensis (yerba mate)
Lineage: Eukaryota; Viridiplantae; Streptophyta; Magnoliopsida; Aquifoliales; Aquifoliaceae
Source: the annotation of a GenBank genome assembly